Molecule: messenger RNA, 2657 nt
Organism: Cynoglossus semilaevis (tongue sole)
Lineage: Eukaryota; Metazoa; Chordata; Actinopteri; Pleuronectiformes; Cynoglossidae
Product: rho GTPase-activating protein 6
Exons: 9
Coding region: 555-1955 (466 amino acids)
Biological process (GO): signal transduction
Source: RefSeq, a predicted model, not a curated record
GAUGAGAUAAUUUAACCCUUUCAUUACAUGGAUGACUUAGUUAGCACAACUACAUUCAGAUCCUGCUCACGCAGAGCUUUUCACGCGUUGUCUCGUUUCUCGCUUCUUUACAGCCAAUCAACGCACGACGUAUCACGUGGUGACGCAAAACGUAGCUCUUUGUGACGCAAAACGUAAACAAUGAUCCCCACGCUUCAUAAUCCAGUGUUGGUUAUAGGCUAUAACAUGCAGGGUAAUUAAAGUAUUGUCCUGACGUUUUGUUCUUUAUCUGAUUAAGAUGUCUUUUGGCAACUGAUACAUUUACAUUUGUAUCUGGCGAAACUGGCCCCGAGCCACAGUGCAUGUUAGGAGGAGGAGGAGGUGGAGGUGGAGGAGGUGGAGGUGGGAAGUGGAACACGGGACUCCAGCCUCCUCUUUUAUAAUACCACUCAGCGUGACGCGGUGGAGACCUGCCGCCGCCGCUACUGCUGCUUUCACUACUUUGUGUUGAGACUUUGACGACAUGAGUCUCUUCUCUGCUCACUUUAUCCGCGGUUUCAUCAGCUAGAAGAGACAUGUCGGCUCAGGGAAUACUCAGCAGCGUUUUCUUGUGCUCCUUAAGUCCUGAAACUAUUUCUAAGCGCAGACUGAGGCAGACCAGGAGCCUGGACGCGGUAAUGAUGCGACAGUACAGUACUGAAGCGGAGCAGUCGCCCUAUAUGGGUAACUUCACCUGGAGAAGUGCAUCUGAGGGCAGCGUCGGUCUGACACCUGUCCACCUGCAGAGCCUCUCUGAACUGGAGAGGGUUCGUCUCCAGGACGUGGCCUUCAGGCGAUUGCUUCGGGAUCGUGACCUUGGCUGCCACAUCAGCAUUCCCAAACGUCACAAGCACAAGAAGUCACUGAAGAAAAAGUUCGACUCGUUAUCGAAGGAGAGGAGUAAAGACAGAGAGACUAUGCCCCAGGCGUUUGGCAUACCACUGACGCAGGUCAUUUCCAACGACCGCAUACACAAGCAGCGGCCCGAACCCCCGCGGGAAGAGCACAGUGACCCGACAGAAUUGAUGCUGUCCUUCCUUCACUUCACCUACAGCUUCAAAAGAGCCAACAAAGAGCUCUCCAGCAGCACCUCCUCUCUCAGCUCCACCUCUGAGACCCCAAAUGAAUUGCCUCUUCUGAACAUAUUAGAGGCAACCCCGCGGACCCGCAGGAGGGGUGGAGUGUCUGUAGAUUGCAUCACAGACCUUGAUGAUGACCAGUCUCAGCUCCUGGAGGCUCUCCAACUGUCUCUGCCAGAGGAGGCUUUUGGCAACAGGAAGAAGAGCCGUGACAAGAAGCUCAGCCUUAACCCAAUCUACAGACAGGUGCCCCGGGCAGUGGAUCUCUGCUGCCAACACCUGGAAAAAUACGGGCUGCACACAGUUGGAAUUUUCCGAGUUGGAAGUUCCAAGAAGAGAGUGCGCCAGCUUCGAGAGGAGUUUGACCAGGGCUGGGAGGUGAACCUGGACGAGGAGCACAGUGUCCACGAUGUGGCUGCGCUGCUGAAGGAGUUUCUUCGAGACAUGCCCAACCCACUGCUGACAAGGGAACUUUACACAGCCUUCAUCAACACGACACUGCUGGAUAAUUCAGACCAAGAAAGUGCCCUCCAGCUCCUCGUGUUCAUGCUGCCCCCUUGUAACAGUGACACACUCUACCAUCUCCUCUGCCUGUUGUCCACUGUGGCUGCACAUGCUGAAGACCGCCUCACCAAGGAUGGACAGAAGAUAUUUGGAAACAAGAUGACAUCACUCAACCUGGCGACCAUCUUCGGGCCCAACCUGUUACACAAGCAGAAGAAGGACAAGGAGUUUGCGGUGCAGAGUUUUGCUCGCGCAGAGGAGAGCACAGCCAUCAUCAGUGUGGUCCAACGGAUGAUCAAUACAUGUGAUAAAUUAUUCAUGGUAGGAAAUAGUUUCAAAGAUCUCUUUCUUUAAAUGAUAUGAAGCAUUUUUUAACCGUAUCUUUAGUUUAUUCUUAAUAUAAACAUCGAUUGAUUGGUUUAUUUUAACGUGGCAGUGAUUUGAGUAUUGUCAAUGGAUGAGUUUGAAUGUCAGAAAACUGUGUUUUUCUUUUGCUGCUGAAAGUUUUUUAGGUCCUUUGAAGAACAUUGUGAAAAAUUCUGGUUGCUUUUUUUUCAAAAUCCCUUUUUACAAAAACAAAAAAAAGCUCCAGGCGAAGACUGAAUAAGCCAGCUGGUGAGAAAUAACAGAUACAUCAGUACAAAGACGGUCCGAUGGGCUAAACAAAAUAACAUCUGGAGAGUUUUGCAAAGGCAACUAAAUGUUGUGAAUCUGUAAAAGCUCUCCCACUCACUCUUAGCUAUCGUCUCUUUUCAUCUGUAUCUAAACUCCCUCCAAUAUAGUGAGAGAAAAUCUGUUUGUGGGGAGUGGCUCUCAGUCUAGUUGUCAGUCUGUGAGUGUGUGGUGUUGACAUGAAGUGUGUAUUUCACAGCAGCCAGGUGGAGCUAGGGCAGAGCAGGGCUCAGAAGAAAGGCCUUCUGAGGCGUAGUUUUAUAAUUCAGAAAGCACAUUACAUCGUCUAAAUGGUCUUUGCAUUUCGGAAAUACCAAUCAUUUUUAAAAGGAGGAUUGACGUGCGUUCAAUAUUUUACUUAAACUGACAGCAGAAUCUUUUUUU